CUUUACAAAACACCACCACCAACCCACUUUCUCAAACUUCUGGCUGGAGCUGUGAACAACAUUCUACAGCUUCUUCGACUCUCGAUUCGAAAACAGCAGCCUGCCAACAUCAACUGACAUCUUCGAACAGGACACGAUUCCAUACGACACCUUUCCCCGUAACCCGAACCCAAUCAAUCCGCCAAGAUGACGCUCUACUACAGUCUCGUCUUCCUCUUGCUCGUAGCAGAGAUGGCACUAUUCAUCCUCCUAAUCAUCCCCCUCCCGUUCACGAUCCGUCGAAAGAUGUUUACCUUCAUAAGCGAGAGUCCAUUGGUGGCAAAACUCCAAUAUGGGAUGAAGAUUACAUUCAUCUUUAUCCUGAUCCUCUUCGUUGAUAGCUUAAACCGCGUUUACCGUGUACAAAUCGAGCUUGCCGAGUCAAACAAGCAGCAAGGUGCCGCUGUCCUCGGCCACGAACGCAUGGAAGUCCAAGCCCGGAAGUUCUACUCCCAGCGUAACAUGUACCUCUGCGGCUUCACGCUCUUCCUCUCCCUGAUCCUCAAUCGCACCUACACCAUGAUCCUCGACGUGCUCCGCCUCGAAGAGAAGGUCAAGAAGUACGAAGGAGACCCAAAGGCUAGCGGAAAGCAGGCCGAUAAGUUGGCAAAUGCGGGCAAUGCUGGGGAGAUUGGCAAGCUGAAGAACCAAUUGGCCGAGAAGGAUAGGGAUAUUGAGACCCUGAAGAAGCAGGCAGCCGGGUUGAGCCGCGAGUAUAAUGAUCUAAGUGAUAAGUACGGCGCGACGAACCCGGAUAGCACCCCCAAGAAGGAUAGGUAGAUGCUUGUUUCAUCCAUCCCUCAAUAAUUGGAGAGGCUCUAGGGUGUAGAUCAGGGUGCUAGGAGAGUUGCUAGAGGAGGGGUGGAAUGAGGGAUUUGGAGGUGUGGAGAU
Hyaloscypha bicolor E is the source of this 930-nucleotide messenger RNA. Its product is annotated as BAP31 domain-containing protein. Bases 187 to 819 code for a protein of 210 amino acids. Gene Ontology annotation, cellular component: endoplasmic reticulum membrane; endoplasmic reticulum. Gene Ontology annotation, biological process: intracellular protein transport; endoplasmic reticulum to Golgi vesicle-mediated transport. The record is from RefSeq and is a predicted model, not a curated record. The transcript is spliced from 5 exons. Lineage: Eukaryota; Fungi; Ascomycota; Leotiomycetes; Helotiales; Hyaloscyphaceae.